Molecule: messenger RNA, 492 nt
Organism: Plectropomus leopardus (leopard coralgrouper)
Lineage: Eukaryota; Metazoa; Chordata; Actinopteri; Perciformes; Serranidae
Source: RefSeq, a predicted model, not a curated record
AGGCUGGUGGUGGGCCUGCAGUCCGAACAGACAGAAGAGGUGAUUUCAGGGAAACUCCGACUGGCUCUUGGUGGGAUCCUGAUCAACAAGGAACGGAUGAUUGUUCAGUUUGAGCCGCAGAUGGACGGCUGUGUGCGGGAAGGCAGCUGGCUAAACCUCAGCGUCCCCUGGGAGGCAGAGGCGGAGGAGCUCUGGCCCUGCUAUCAAAACGUCCAACCUGGCAGCUUCUUCCCUGGCACUGGAUUUGCCAUUUUUAACACCUCAGUUUUCCACAUUGAGGCAGAUCUUGGGGUCAAGACUGAACUGUGGGGAGAUUUUAGUGAGAUGGAUGGGACCAUUUUGAGCCUCAAGGCUCCUGGGCAAGAGCUUAUGUUCGCUUUAGUGGCCAAUAAUAACACAAAGGAGGUCACACUCACUUUCGGCAAAGAAAAAAUCAGUUUGAAAGACACUUUGAAGAGACUGGUGAUAAACUUUCACACAGAUUUUCUGCAA